GACAGCGUCAUUCAUAGUUUGAUGUUUGAUCUGGACUGCCAUUUUCUUGUAUUACAUUUUUGGAAACAUUUCAAUUUUUUCGAGAAACGGAAAAUGUUAAGUAAAAAGUGUAACAUUCUACAUGUUGGUUAAGCUUAAAUUAUUAUUAUACAUGAACUAGAGACUGUUCCUAUAAACAGUGCUUAUUUGUCUUCUUAGAGCUAAUUGAUGGUAAUUCCAAGGAUGAGCUUAUAUGUUAAAUGGUUUGUUGAAAGUGUGCAUUGAGUUUUAUUAAUAUGGAGAGCAUAAAAAAAACACGUGGAAGGUCCAAAUCUAGAACUUCAGAAUCUGACAAAACAGAAAUAAAUACCAAUUUAAAUGGAAAUAAUGUAAGUUUAACAAAAGCAAAAGGAGAACAAGUGGAAUCAAACGAAACGGGCACAUGUAAAAGUGUAGAGGAUCAACAAGUUAAGAAAGAAGAUGUGGAACUAGUAGUAGGAAUGGAAACAAGCCCUAUAAAUAAACAAUCUGAAUUUGUUAAAGAUGUAACAACAGAUGAAGAAGUAACAAACAGUAAGGCAAUUAUAGAUAAUCCCAAAGAAAAAGUUCCUAAAGGAAGGAAACUAAAAUCAUUCGAGGCAAUGCAAACUGAUAACGAAUCAAGUGAAAAAGAAAAAAAAAGUGUUACAACGUCACAGUUAGAUCCCUCAGUAACAAUAAAAGAAGAACUUGAACCAGAUCUUUAUCCUAUCAGUAGCUCCGAAUCUCUAGGCAAGGGGAAGAGAGCUAGAAUACCAAACAAACGGUACAGCGACAUUAUUGCAUCACCUACAUACAAUAAGAAAUCUGUUUUACAUAUACCAGAAAAUGGAAAUGAUACAGAUGUUUCGAUAAAAGAAGAAGUAGGAUUAAGUCCCUCUUAUGGUUCAUCAACUUCUAGAAACUCAAGUCCUCAAUUAAAAAGAACAAAAUUAUCCACUGAUCUAUCAGAUCCAAAAUAUUUGAAACCUUUCCAAUAUGGCUGGAGAAGGGAGUUAGUUUGGAGAGGCAUAUAUGAUGAAAGCAAAAGUAGAGUUGGUGAUAUUUACUAUUACACUCCAGAAGGAAAAAAAGUUAGGUCUAGAAGAGAGGUUUCUGAAUAUUUAACAAACACCGAUCUAACAAUAGAUAACUUUUCUUUUUUUAAAGAUGCCAUAGGCCUUGAUGAUCCAGGAAAAGAAAUAAUACGAGAUGCUAAAGGGAAAAUGUCAGAUUCCCAGGAUAAACAAGUACAUGUAAAUUCCUUGAAAAAUACUAUACAGUCACCAAAAUACUCGAAAUUAGACAGCAGUGAGCCAACUACUUCAACAUUGACCAGUCAAAAAUUGACUAACAAAAAAUUAGCCGGUCAAAAGUUGGUUAAUCAAAAGUUGACUAGCAAAAUGUUGACUAAUCCAAAGAUAAACAUUACAAAGGCUGCAAAAUCAAAGUUUGCAAGCACCAAAGUAAGAGGCAUUAUGACAGGAUCCAAACCUAUAAGAUCAAAAGUUUCACUUAAAAGACUUAGAGGUCAUGGGAGAAUCAAACCUAAACGAAAUUUGAAUGAAAUGGAUAAACUUCCACCUAAAAGGCGUUCCAGGAAGAGUAACAUUACGGUUCCAAUGAAUGAGGAACCAUUGAAGCCCGAGAAAACUGAGGAGGAAAAAAUGGAAGUUGUAACGUCUCCCAAAGUUACUCAAAAGAAUACUAGAAGUUCGAGUUUUGAAGGAGAAGAUGAGCACAGUGAAGAAAUUAGCUUAGCCGAUCCUAAUAAACCAUAUCAACCGUGUUCAAUUCGUUGUAAAGGUGUACAUGGUAUAAUACCUACGUUGCAGUGCCAGAUAUGCUUAUGCCUUUAUCAUCAUGAAUGUGUGGGCUACGCUCCACAUCUUUCAUUACCAUAUAUUUGCAAGAACUGUCACCUGGAGGGCCAAGAACAAACAUCAGAGUCAUCUGCUACAGUUUUAAGCGUCUUACCUCCUCUAACACCAAUUAAUAGCCUAAAAUCCUCUGGAAGUCAGGCUAUAUCUUUACCCCCGCCCAAACUUCAAAAAAUACCCAAACUUAAUGAACCGAUAACACAUUUAACACAACCUCCAAAAUCUAGAUCUUGUAACGAAUUAAAAAAUAAUGAUGAAGAAUCAUUUUUGGUAGGUUCUCUAACGACUUGGUUGCCCCAUAAUUCAAAAAUAAUUGAUAAUACUCAUCAGGUUAACGAAACGUCGAACGAUGUGGGUACACCCCGACCACAGUAUGUUGAAUAUUUAGCCGGUAGAAAAUUUCUUGUGAUACCCAAACAAAAUUUUAUUUCUGUAUCUCCUAGAUUAGCUGCAGCAGCAGUAACUAGUGUGGAAGAAAAUCCCAUUAAUUUAGAUUCUGCUAGUUUAGGUUCGAAUCAGCUAUUUGAGAUCAAAAAUGAACCAGAUUCUCCGUCUAAGCCUGAAAAUUCGCAAACCGCCGUAGCUAUGGAAAUUGACAAUUUUGUUGAAGAAAGCGGAAUUGCUGAAUCCGCACUUGGAGACGGUAGAAGUGGAAUAUUGCUGGAUAUUAAGGCAGAAAAUACUCGACAAAAAAUAACAUCUCCUAUUAAUCCGGAGGUUAGGACUCCAACGAAAAAACGCACUAUCAAACUAAGCAGCAUUACAAAUGGGGAGGAAAAAGAUAAAGAAGAUAAUAGAUUUAUGGAGAAUUAUCUCCAAAAUCUGUCAUAUGGUUAUAAUACGCUGUUAUACGUUUUUCAGUAUUUAAAAGUUUCAGAUUUAUUGAGAGCUGGGUGUGUAUGUACGAUGUGGCGAGAUAUCGCACGUCAUCCAGCGCUUUGGAAAACUGUCAGAAUGAAAAAUUCGCAGGUUUAUAGAUUUGAGGAUUUUGCUAAUUCUUUGAAAAAACAUGGUACCAUUCAUUUGGAUUUGAGAAAGAUGCUUCUACCCACUGGAGGUGACGAAAUCUGGCCGGAAUUUUCAAAAGCUAUAGAAAAAGUAGAUACUUUGAGACGGAUAGAAUUAUGCAGAUGUCCUGCUUCUGUCGUUGAAAACCUUGCCCGAUCAAAUCCACGUUUAGAAGUCUUGAAUGCAAUCACUAUUCGAUGCGAAAGCAUGAAUCUCGAACCUUUGAAAUCUCUAACAGAAAUUAAAGAAUUAAGGUUAAAGUCUACUGCCGGACUCACUUUAACUUCAAAUAUAGACUCUCUUAGAGACAUGAAAUGUUUGAAACACCUUUCACUUACAUCAAUAAGAGAUUUGGACUCGAUGAAUCUAGGUGUAAUAGCAGAGUUAACGAAUUUGGAAUCAUUAGAUUUGGGAGAAUGUACAGAUUUUCCUAAAAACUUUGGAGGAGAAAUUCUUAUAAAAUUGACUAAACUAGAAAAAUUGAGGCUCGAAAAAGGACAAGGCAAUUGCCAUACUUUUGAAAUACUGGAAGCUGUUAAACAAAUGAAACAAUUGGAUCAGUUAGAGUUGGUUAAUUUUGACAUUAAGUCUGGUUUCGAUAAAGCAUUAGGUGCAUGUCAAAAUAUAAAGAAAUUAUUAAUUAUUCCUACAUAUAUAUCUCAAAGCGCCACUACUAAUCACAUGGUAUUAGGUGGAGUACUUCGAUUGCAAAAGACGUUAUCACAUUUUGUCUGGGGAGUAACCCUCGAGCUUUUACGGGUCACAGAACUAUUUGUCGACCAAUGUGAAGAGCCCAAGGAGAAAAAAGAGAAAAAACAAGCCGGUAGUGGCGAUUGUAUACCUGUUUUAAAACCAGUACCAUUGUUGUUAGAUAAAGAUAACGAAAUAGCUCCCGCACUAGAACCACCUCAAGUGGAAAUUUUGGCUUUGCCAAGUUUGCAAAAACUGUUGAUGCAAAAUUUACCCACGACUAGAGUGAAAAUUUUGAAAAUACCUUUCCACGCGACAUGGAGACAAAGUAUUACCGAUUCCGUAAACUGAACACUAAUGUAGUAGAAAAAAGUGAAUGUGAAUUAGUUUUUUUAUAAUUAUGAAGUUAAUUUGAAAAAUAUUAUGUAUGAACUGUUUUAGUGCAGUACACAGCAAACAUUUUCUUUUUAAUUUACUUUAUUAUGUAGCCACAAGGUUGGAUUCAUUUUAAACACCCAAUUUAUUUCAAAUAUAACUAUUAUACAAAUAGGGUAGCAUGUGAAUUUUAAAUAUAUAAGUAGAAAGUUGUAAAAUGUCGUUUUAUGUCUUUGAUAACAUCAUUAAAUAACGUAAGUAAA
Messenger RNA from Diorhabda carinulata, 4213 nucleotides. RefSeq lists its product as uncharacterized. NCBI's taxonomy places the organism in Eukaryota, Metazoa, Arthropoda, Insecta, Coleoptera, Chrysomelidae. The transcript is spliced from 6 exons. The coding region runs from base 276 to 3926 and encodes 1216 amino acids. The record is from RefSeq and is a predicted model, not a curated record. Gene Ontology annotation, molecular function: DNA binding; protein binding.